GGGCCAACAACAACACAAGCACGAAUCUCCCUAUCACCCACACCGGGGGCUCAUCUAACAACAGCCCUCAUUCCUAAUGCGCCAUCUUUAGGAGCUCACCAUGUGUAUGAGAGUGGUUCGAGUCUUUCGCGGCUGUUCUAUUCCAAGCCACGCCGAGCUCUUAGGAUUUGAUUUCUGCAGCAUGGACCAUUCCUUCCCCGAGCACAGACUGGAGUAUUACCAUGCCGAGGACUCUGGCUUCCCAUGCCCGGCUUGUGAAAAGGUUCUAGGGAACGAGGCCAACCCUAACGGUGUCCACUGGUAUGCUCCAGUUGACCUUGUCAUCAAGCCUUUCCCCACCACCGGCAAGCCGCAAUAUUUCUAUCUUGUCGAGACACCAGAGGGCUGGAAAGGCGAGGAUCUGACACCGAAACCCGACAUGCUUGCUAAAAUGACAUGCAAGCCAAAGAAACCUAAACCGAAGCAGACAGGUCGUAGCUCAUCGCCUGAGCGCAGUCCGUUGUCGUUGUCGGCCUUGCAUUCAUUCUUCUACUGCCCAUUGGACGCAGCUGGGGAGACACCGCUCUCGGAGAGUAACGGCCAGCGCACUCACAGGAGUAUGUCAAUCUUGUCGCAGAAUUGCAGCCUCGACACUACUAGUACCAGUGCCCGAAGACAGCCUGCUUCGUCUCAGGGCAAGACCAGCGAGAGUGUAGGACUGGCCGAGGCACGGAGCGAGAGCAGCGGCACCAGCAAGGAUGCCUAUGGGACAGGCUGGAAAUCUAAGAUCGAUUCCGACGGAGGUAGUUCCGAGACUCCAAAGGCGAGCGCAUUCCGGCCAGUGUUUCCCUGCGUCACUCCUGAUGUGGAAGCACAUCGUCAAGUUAUUGGAGAGCAACUCAAGCACCUUCCGAACACUGCACAAUGUCAACCAGCCCGUGCUAAUACAUGCCAAGAGCACCGAGCUCCGUGGUUCAAACCGAGUAAUGCUAUGGAAUCUCGACCACUUAGCUCAAUGGGGCUGCAAGCAGCUAGGAGUAGCCCAUGGGCUGGUGGCAUCUUCUAUACACAAGCUUCCUCUCUGGAUGUCUCUGCACAUGCACAGCCCAACGCUCUGCAUCAGGCCCAGCAUGUGACAUUUGAUAAUUGGGGCGGUCCGAUGAACAGUCACUAUCACAAUACGGAGAUGCAUCCCGGUUUCCGGACUAUGAAUGGUAGGGUAGGUCAGCCAGGGGCGCAGUACAGCAGGCAAAUGGUAGAUGGAUAUUACAAUGUAGGAAAUACCUACACAGCUCCACACUGACUGAAAUCUCCAGAUUUCCUCCACGGGCACACAACACCAGUUCCCUUCUCGCAUACCAAUGCCAGCGGGCCACAAUGUUAGUGCUCAACCCACACGAACGGCCAUUUGCUCAUACUUCCAGGGAC
Molecule: messenger RNA, 1407 nt
Organism: Lindgomyces ingoldianus
Lineage: Eukaryota; Fungi; Ascomycota; Dothideomycetes; Pleosporales; Lindgomycetaceae
Exons: 3
Coding region: 101-1282 (393 amino acids)
Source: RefSeq, a predicted model, not a curated record